CGAAAGUAAAUUCAGCUUUCAAAUUCGGAAUAGCCACAACAAAAAAUUCCCAGUUUUUAAGCACAUCAAAUAAAUGGAUAAGCGAAAAGAUAGAAACAAUGUCGAUAGAAGCCUAUCAUCGUCGGACUCUCAGGAGCAAGUGAUCAUAAAUAUGCCACCCGCCGUUGAAGUUCCACAAGUUUUGUAUCUGCCAGAUGCAAAUUUGGGCACCUCCGAAACCGACGAUCCUCUGCAUUCAAAUCAAAAGGUGUAUCUUUCAGGUUCUUCCCAAACGGAAAUGGAAAAGGAAAAGGAUUUCGAUGAGGAUGAAAAACCCUGCACAAGUUCUCAGUCUGCAGAAACCAGACAGAAAUCUUCUUCACCGGAGAAAAUCCAAUCAAUGUUGGAGCUUUCAAGCAGCAGAAUGCACAAUGUUCUGGAAUUUCUUUGUUCCUUCUCCCGGAAUCUGGAUGCAAUUGCGGAGCGGGAGAAAACCCAACCAGCAAUUGUUGUACAAGUGCCGCAAUUCUGUGAGCUUGCAACCCAGACAGCUGAGGUUUUAACACCGCCCCGUCGAUUGCGUUUGGAUGUGAGCACCUUGAGACCGGAUCCAAAUCGUCCGCCCUGCGAACGUGCCCACCACACGAUCACCAUAAGGGGCAACAAUAUGCCGCCCAGUCCGCCCCAAGUUCGGCAAACAUUGUGCGCUCGAAUUGGUCGCUCGAUUGGCGACUUUAUUGGCGCCUUUUGUCUCUGCCUGCAGGUGAACAAGGAUUGUGUCUUCUGUCUGGGAUUCUUUGUGGCCUUUGUGAUAAGUGCCAGCUUUCUGACCGCCUUUUUCUAUCGAACGCUCAGCUUCACAUCGACGCCAGUGCGAGUGGCCGCCAAUCCAGUGAGCGGUACCGCGCACUAUGAACUCGCCACUCUGAAGUUCAACGGGGGGUACUACUACAUCUACAACAGCAACCAACAGAGACUCCAAUAAUAUAAAUAAGUUUGUGUUUCAUUUUGGUGCGGGCGGUUGAAGUUGAUUAAUUGUAUAACCUCUCAUCUAAAAGUUAGAAUUGUACAGCACACUUGAAUGUACUCUUA
Drosophila ficusphila is the source of this 1071-nucleotide messenger RNA. RefSeq lists its product as uncharacterized. NCBI's taxonomy places the organism in Eukaryota, Metazoa, Arthropoda, Insecta, Diptera, Drosophilidae. Bases 74 to 964 code for a protein of 296 amino acids. The transcript has a single exon. The record is from RefSeq and is a predicted model, not a curated record.